Messenger RNA from Solanum tuberosum (potato), 1479 nucleotides. RefSeq lists its product as uncharacterized. The coding region runs from base 1 to 1479 and encodes 492 amino acids. Gene Ontology annotation, molecular function: transposase activity; DNA binding; zinc ion binding. Gene Ontology annotation, biological process: DNA transposition. Lineage: Eukaryota; Viridiplantae; Streptophyta; Magnoliopsida; Solanales; Solanaceae. The record is from RefSeq and is a predicted model, not a curated record. The transcript is spliced from 3 exons.
AUGAAUGCUGAUUUACAUAGAGUUUUUGAGCUAAAUGUAAGUGAAGCAAAGAGCAAGAGAGCCAAAAAGGAGGUAUUGGAGAGUUUAGAAGGUAGCUUUGUAGACUCUUACAAUAAGUUAGAGGGUUAUGCUACUGAAUUGAGAAGUUGUAAUACAGGGUCUGACAUUGUGAUAGAUUUGUCUAAAGAGGCACUAUCUAAUGGUAAGAGAAAAUUUCUUAAGAUGUAUAUCUGCUUCAAGGCAAUAAAGUUGGGUUUUAAGUCUGGGUUAAGACCACUUAUUGGAUUAGAUGGUGCAUUCCUUAAAGGGAAAACUAAGGGACAGGUAUUGUGUGCUGUUGGUCAAGACAGUAAUAACUCUUUCUACCCUCUAGCUUGGGCUGUGGUAGAUAAAGAGACUAAGAGAACUUGGACAUGGUUUAUGCAACAUUUGCAACAUUCACUUGAACUUCAAAAUGGUGAAGGACUGACAUUCAUAUCAGAUAUGCAGAAGGGGCUGCUUGAAGCAGUAAGGACAGUCUUACCUGAAGCACAUCAGAGAUAUUGUGUAAGGCAUAUUGAGGCAAAUUGGUUUAAAAGAUGGGGUAAAGGUGAGCUGAAAAAGUUGCUAUGGUGGGCUGCAUGGUCAUCAUUUACAGAGGAGUUUGAGGACCAACUUCAAGAGAUGAAGGAAGUUAAUGGAGAGGCUGGACAGGAUUUAAUAGACAAGUAUCCUCCCAAAGCAUUGUGCAGAGCCUAUUUAGAUACAGUGUGCAAAAAUCAGGCCGUGGACAAUAACUUUACUGAAUCAUUCAAUGCCUGGAUACUUGAAGCAAGGUACAAGCCAAUUAUUGGAAUGUUGGAAGACAUCAGGGUCAAAACAAUGGAGAGGCUGGCAGCAAAAGAGGUUGCUGUGAGGAAGUGGAAAGAUGAUGGAUUUAGUCCCAAAAGUGAGUUGUUGUUUAUUCAGUAUUUGAAGAUUUCCAAGGUUUGUAAGGUGAGUGGCAAUGGGGAUAAUGGCUAUGAGGUUACUGAAGGUGCAGAUAGACACAUUGUCAACUUAAGAGAGAAAAAAUGCACAUGCAAAACAUGGAAUCUGACUGGAAUUCCAUGUCCACAUGCAAUUAAGGCCAUGGAGCACAAGAAAAUGAUACCAAAGAAAGAAAUUCAUUGGUAUUAUAGUAAAGAGGCAGCAUUGGCAGUUUACAAACACAAGUUACAACCUGUUAGGGGAGAACCAUUCUGGAAAUGUGAUCCUUUGCAUGCCAUUGAACCACCAGAAUUGGUCAAGCUUGUUGGUAGACCUAAGCUUAUGAGGGAAAGAGAAAAGGAUGAAGCUGUUAAGAGGCAAGGAGUAUGGAAGCAAACAAGAAAAGGAAAAAUGAUGACAUGUAGUAAUUGUGGAGAACAAAAUCAUAAUGCAAGAGGAUGUGAAAAGGCAAAGCAGGGGAAACAACAUACUAAGAAGCAAGGGAAGCAACCUGCUAAGCAAGGAAAAUAA